UUUUGAGAGGGCUCCCGUCUGAUGAGAAGCCAUGUUCGUGCUGCCUGCAUAUGUGUCUACCGCUACUGUUCUGAUCGUUAAAGAGUCUUAUUUAACCGACCGGGAACUGUAGCCCUGGUCACACGAGUCCGCGAUGAAAAAAGGAGAGAGGUUUCGGAGGGCACAGGAAGCGCUGGCUGCGAGCUUCUCAUAGGACGAUUCCAAACAUCCGUGAAACAAAUUCCACCAGCAGUGGUUUAUUAGCCUGCUGGCUAAUCCCUUCCCCGGAGACGAAGCUGGCGGCCCUUCGGCUAGAGGCGGAGGAGAAGGAGCUGGGUACCAUGGCCUGGGUGCUGAAGAUGGACGAUGCCACCAUCGAGUCAGGGCUGGUACACGACUUUGAUGCCAGUCUGUCGGGCAUCGGGCAGGAGCUGGGGGCUGGCGUAUACAGUAUGAGUGAUGUGCUGGCGCUGCCCAUCUUUAGACAGGAAGACUCCAGUCUCCCUUCAGACCGUGAGCGCAGCGGUCUGAACCCUCCCUUCCAGUAUGUUCUCUGUGCUGCCACCUCCCCUGCUGUCAAACUACACGACGAGACCCUCACCUACCUAAACCAAGGCCAGUCUUAUGAGAUCCGUAUGCUGGACAACAGGAAGCUGGAGUUAUCGGAGAUAAACAACAGGAGUGUGAAGAGUGUCGUGAGGGUGGUGUUCCAUGACAGGAGACUCCAGUACACAGAGCAUCGGCAGCUGGAGGGGUGGAAGUGGAAUCGCCCUGGAGACCGUCUCCUAGACAUCGACAUCCCCUUGUCAGUGGGUAUCAUGGAGCCCAAGGCCGACCCCUCCCAGCUCAACGCCGCCGAGUUUCUCUGGGACCUCAACAGGAGAGCCUCUGUGUUUGUGCAGGUUCACUGCAUCAGUACAGAGUUCACCCCCAGGAAGCACGGAGGAGAGAAGGGAGUUCCCUUCAGGAUCCAGAUCGACACCUUCAGACAGGGAGACAACGGGGAGACCACUGAACACCUCCACUCUGCCUCCUGCCAAAUCAAAGUCUUCAAGCCAAAGGGGGCCGACAGGAAACAGAAGACGGACAGAGAGAAGAUGGAGAAACGAACGUCUCAAGAGAAGGAGAAGUACCAAUGCUCCUACAACACCACCAUCCUAUCAGAGAUGAGGCUGGAGCCGAUUGUAGAGGAAGUGGGAGACUAUGAGCUGAAGAAGUCCAGCAAGAGGACGCUGCCGGCUGACUGUGGAGACUCGCUGGCCAAGAGAGGCAGUUGUUCUCCAUGGCCUCAUGCCUACGUCGGCUGUCCCCGGACAGCUGGCCCCUCCUUCAGCUCCACACCCCUCUCCACGUACACUGCCUCCUCCGUACCCGACAGUGACUCAUCGUCGCCCAAUCACCAGGCAGACCCUGCCAGCCAAGUCGUCACAGAGCAACUCAGUCCGACAGCCACCAUCCAGGAGACUCAGAAGUGGCUUGUCAAAAACCGCUUCAACAGCUACGCACGACUCUUCUCCCAGUUCUCAGGUUUUGACUUACUAAAGUUGACCCGGGAUGAUCUGGUUCAGAUCUGUGGAGCUGCUGAUGGAAUCAGACUCUUCUACACACUAAAAUCCAGGUCGGUGUGUCCCAGGUUGACCCUCUAUGUGUGUCAGGAGUGUGAGAUAGAGAGCCCCCUGCUGGAGAGACGCUGUAACAGCCAGAACAGAGAGCGCAGUGACACACCUCAUUUAUAUGUGUACCAUGCUCUGUACCUGGAGGAGCUAACUGCGGCAGAGUUGAUCAGGAAGGUGGCGUGUGUGUGCAGUGUUCCACUGGGACACAUCAACCAGGUCUACCGACAAGGACCCACUGGGAUACACAUACUGCUGAGUGACCAGAUGGUUUACAACUUACCAGACGAGAGCUGCUUUCUGAUUGGCACAAUCAAAGAUGAAACGGGGGAGGGGCUCCACCAAAUGGGGGAGGGACUUCACCUGGUUUUGAAGUAGCGAUAGAGGAUGACAUCACUCAACACUCCUCCCUCUGUGUGGAGGGGAGCAGCCUCCAUCCCUCCCUCUCUCCCCCUUGCUGUGUCUAAGGCAGACGGACAGAGAUACUGAACUGCGGCCUUGUUAAUGUUAGAAUCUGACGGGGUGUGACCACUGUUUCAUAUUGAAAACACUAUUACUGAGGGGGGGGGGGACUUUGUUUAUUCUUAAAUGUUUAUAUUGUUGUACGAGAGGAGGGAGGCUUCCCCCCCCCGACACACAGAGAGAGUCAUAUAGAGGAGAGGAGGGAGGCUGCCCUGCCCCGACACACAGAGAGAGUCAUAUAGAGGAGAGGAGGGAGGCUGCCUCCCCCACACAGAGAGUCAUAUAGAGGAGGGAGGCUGCCCCCCACACAGAGAGAGUCAUAUAGAGGAGAGGAGGGAGGCUUCCCCCCCCCGACACACAGAGAGAGUCAUAUAGAGGAGAGGAGGGAGGCUGCCCUGCCCCCACACACAGAGAGAGUCAUAUAGAGGAGAGGAGGGAGGCUGCCUCCCCCACACAGAGAGUCAUAUAGAGGAGGGAGGCUGCCCCCACACAGAGAGAGUCAUAUAGAGGAGGAAGGC
This is a messenger RNA of Oncorhynchus masou masou (cherry salmon), 2572 nucleotides long. RefSeq names its product upstream-binding protein 1-like. The record is from RefSeq and is a predicted model, not a curated record. Gene Ontology annotation, molecular function: RNA polymerase II cis-regulatory region sequence-specific DNA binding; DNA-binding transcription activator activity, RNA polymerase II-specific. The transcript is spliced from 17 exons. Gene Ontology annotation, cellular component: nucleus. Lineage: Eukaryota; Metazoa; Chordata; Actinopteri; Salmoniformes; Salmonidae. The coding region runs from base 321 to 1970 and encodes 549 amino acids. Gene Ontology annotation, biological process: regulation of transcription by RNA polymerase II.